UUUCAGUCAGCAGAGGGGCAGAAGAGCCCAGCUCUGUGUCUAUGAAGAGUGACCAGUCCAUGGAGAUCCCAUUUAAGUUCAGCAGAAGAGCGCAGCUCUGUGUCUAUGAAGAGUGACCAGUCCAUGGGGGUCCCGUUUCAGUUCAGCAGUUCACCAGAUUCCACAGAAGCUGCACUGCAGACUCUUACACAUACACUGAGUACAGGGACUGGAGAGCUGCAGCAGGAUUCUUACCAACCAGUGGGUGAUGUCCUGCAGACAGUCUUAGAAAAACACAAAACCACCCAGAAGAGCAAGUAUGAGAGCUUAUUUGAGGGGCUCAAAACACAAGAAAAUAAAACUCUCUUGAACAGGAUUUACACACAGCUCUACAUCGUAGAGGGAGAGAGUGAAGGAGUGAAUGAAGAACAUGAGGUUUUACAGGUGACGAAAACAUCCAGGAAACACUUACAAAACACUCCAAUCAACUGUGUAGACAUCUUUAAACCUCUACAAGGCCACUGGACUUUGAACAGUGUGAGAAAAUAUCUGACAUCACCAUGACAUCAUCAGUGGGUGUGUUGAUGACCAACCUCAUCAAUGGAGAGCUGCUUCCCUCUGGCCUCAUCUGGAUAACCUCUCGACCAGCAGCAGCCAAUCAGAUCCCUCCUAAAUACAUCGACCGUGUGACAGAGAUUCAAGGAUUCAGUGACCCACAGAAGGAGGAGUACUUCAGGAAGAAGAUCAGUGACCAAGACCAAGCCAAUAAAAUCAUCUCCCACAUUAAGACAGCGAGGAGCUUCCAUGUCAUGUGCCACAUUCCAGUCUUCUGCUGGAUCUCAGCCACUGUUCUUCAGAAAAUCAUCAAACAACAUAACACUAAAAUCCCUAAAACUCUGACUGAGAUGUACUCGCACUUCCUGAUCACUCAGACAAACGUGAAGAACGAGAAGUAUGAGGAGAAAGAUGAGAGAGACCCAAAGAACCUGCUGGAAUCCAACAGAACCAUUCUUCUGAAAUUGGCUGAACUGGCUUUCAAACAGCUGAUGAAGGGCAAUGUGAUGUUCUAUAAAGAGGACCUGAGAGAGAGCGGCAUUGAUGUAAAGAUGAGAUCUUUAGGGAGGAAUGUGUCCUUCACCAGAGGAAGGUCUACUGCUUCGUUCAUCUGAGCUUUCAGGAGUUCCUGGCCGAUGUCUUUGUACAUCACUGCUAUGAGAGCAAGAACAUGGAGAUACUUAUGUAUAUUAGACCACA
Pygocentrus nattereri (red-bellied piranha) is the source of this 1233-nucleotide messenger RNA. RefSeq names its product protein NLRC3-like. The transcript is spliced from 2 exons. NCBI's taxonomy places the organism in Eukaryota, Metazoa, Chordata, Actinopteri, Characiformes, Serrasalmidae. The record is from RefSeq and is a predicted model, not a curated record. The coding region runs from base 540 to 1148 and encodes 202 amino acids.